AUGGCACCCUCAAGAACCGCUGACCCGCUUCCCAGCUUUGGCCAAAAGAGCGUCACCAGUGAACCUUACAAAGGACCACCCCGAAAUAUCAAAACCAUAAACGACAUACAUUUCGAUGCCUCCCUACAACCAACAAAUUACAAAAUCUUGGGUACCCACCCCGACUCCAAGAUCCUCUUUGAAGAUGUUUCAAUACUCGACUCUACAGGCCGUGAUCCUUAUCCGGGGGAUGUCCUCAUCGAGGGUGAAAAAAUCGUCAGAGUCGGCAACGUACCCGACAAGGAAAAGCUGAAGAAAGACCCCAAAGUGAGGGUGAUUCACGGGAGAGGACGCACUCUGAUGAGUGGCUUGGGAGAUGCGCAUACCCAUUUCACUUGGAAUGGUGGAGACCUGAAUAGGCUUGGGGACUUGGGCGUCGAGAAGCAUGUGCUAUUGACAGCUAGGAGUGCGCAGUGUUAUAUUGACUCGGGCUAUACCAUGUGUUUUGGGGCAGCUUCCGCCAAAGAGAGACUCGAUGUUGUCAUCCGAGAUGCGAUCAAUGCUGGAGACAUACCAGGUCCUCGAUAUCUGGCCAACGGCAAGGAGAUGGCUAGACGAGACGGUGACCUUGUGGCGGGUAUCACAGCUUAUGCCGACGGACCAGAGGAGAUGCGUGAGGUGAUUAGGCAUCACGUCAAAUUAGGAGUCGACAACAUCAAGCUCAGUAUGAGUGGAGAAGAAAUUACCGAGACUCGCUCAGCACAAGAUUGUUAUUUCACAGAUGAAGAAACAGCAGCUUGCGUUGACGAGGGACAUAAGCUCGGCAAGAGACUCUGCGCCCAUGCCCGCGCCCGAGAUUCAGUCACCAUGUGCAUUAAACAUGGAGUCGAUGUCAUUUACCACGCUUCAUAUAUAAACGACGAGGGUAUGGAUAUGCUCGAGGCGAAGAAAACAAAGCACGUCAUUGCUCCAGCCAUCAACUGGCUCAUUGGCACUCUAAACGAUGCAGAAGCAUUCGGCUACCCCAAAGCCAAAGCAGAACAAGUGGGGUAUCAAAGAGAACUCGACGCUGCUAUUCGUGGCCUGCGAGAGAUGCACCGCCGAGGCAUCCCCAUCCUUCCUGGAGGCGAUUACGGCUUCGCAUGGACGCCGCACGGAACCUACGCGCGGGACCUAGAGCACUUUGUCAAGUUGCUGGAUUUCACGCCCAUGGAAUCCAUCAUAGCGGCCACAGCUGGAGUCGCGAAGCUCUUCAUGCGUGAACAGGAACUGGGGAAGAUCCAGGAGGGAUUCUACGCGGAUUGCAUUCUAGUAGAUGGAGAUCCGCUGCAGGAUAUCACGGUGCUGCAAGAUCAUGAUAAGUUGAAUGUUAUUGUGCUUAACGGGAGGGUGCAUAAGGCGGGCAGGAAAGAAUAUAUUGCACCUCCUGUGGCGGGGCAGGAUGCAAAUUAUCACCCUAUCGUGCCAGACUUUCCUGAGGUCAAGAAAGAGAUGCAGAAGAAUUAUUGA
Lachnellula hyalina is the source of this 1488-nucleotide messenger RNA. RefSeq lists its product as uncharacterized. Bases 1 to 1488 code for a protein of 495 amino acids. The record is from RefSeq and is a predicted model, not a curated record. NCBI's taxonomy places the organism in Eukaryota, Fungi, Ascomycota, Leotiomycetes, Helotiales, Lachnaceae. Gene Ontology annotation, molecular function: hydrolase activity, acting on carbon-nitrogen (but not peptide) bonds. The transcript has 4 exons.